CAUGGCGAAUAAUUUGACUAAAACUGUUGUCUUAUCCUCGCAGUCCUGGGGUCAGAUAACCGACCAAUCACAGCGAGCACAAUCAUUUUUCAUGCCAGUUUAGAAUAAUAUUAUUAAAAAAAAUAUAGAGAGAGAAAGUCAGCCAGGCAGAGGGUGAGCAGACUGAGCUGCUGGACUAUCUGGGAGCGUGUACAGGGAUCAACUUCACUCAGAAUUCUCAAAUCCACAGAAUUCUAAAGCGAACUGCAACAUUGUAACAGAAAGGGUGGCUUGGAAUCACUCACAGCUCGCUUGUUGUCGCCUACAGUUUGCAAUUCGCUCGAAUUCGGAGUUUAGUGAAUAAGCCCCAAGGACUUACAAAGUUUUCCCUUUGCAGCCUGGAGGAGUUAAAGCGGCCCUUGUGGCUCUGUGGCCGGUGGAUUGCCGUGAAAAGCCCAGAAUCUGGACAGGAAGCUGUUAAUCUUUGGAGCUGGAUGGUUCUAGCAGAGGGUUGGGGUGUCAGAGGGGACCAUGUCGAUGCUCCCCACUUUUGGCUUCACCCAGGAGCAAGUGGCCUGUGUGUGUGAGGUUCUGCAGCAAGGGGGUAACAUAGAGCGGCUGGGGCGCUUCCUGUGGUCCCUGCCAGCCUGUGAGCACCUCCACAAGAAUGAGAGUGUCCUGAAGGCCAAGGCGGUGGUGGCUUUCCACAGGGGCAAUUUUCGGGAGCUCUACAAGAUCCUGGAGAGCCACCAGUUCUCCCCCCAUAACCACCCCAAGCUGCAGCAGCUGUGGCUCAAGGCGCACUAUAUCGAGGCGGAGAAGCUGCGGGGGCGCCCCCUAGGGGCGGUGGGGAAGUACAGGGUGCGGAGGAAGUUCCCGCUGCCCCGCUCUAUCUGGGACGGCGAGGAGACCAGCUACUGCUUUAAGGAGAAGAGCCGGAGUGUGCUGAGGGAGUGGUACGCCCACAACCCCUAUCCAUCGCCUCGGGAGAAGCGGGAGCUGGCCGAGGCCACGGGGCUCACCACCACCCAGGUCAGCAACUGGUUCAAAAACCGGCGGCAGAGGGACCGGGCGGCCGAGGCCAAGGAAAGGUACGAGUAAGUACCCCUCCACUAUCACUAUACCAUAACAUACUGAGAUAUAUAGAAACUGCAACUCUCAUCAGGCUCAGCCAGUCAGAGGGAGAUGUGAUACUCCAUAUACAGAGAUAUAUAGGGACUGCAGCUCUCAGCAGGCUCAGCAUGUCACCGGGACAUGUCAUACUGCAUAAACUAAGAUAUCAUGUGAAUACAACUCUCAGCAGGCUCAGCCAGCCACAGGGACAUGUCAUACUACAUAAACAAAGAUAUCAUGUGACUGCAACACUCAGACAGUCACCGGGACAUGUCAUACUGCAAAAAACUAAGAUAUGAUAUGACUACUACUCUCAGCAGGCUCAGCCAGCCACAGGGAGAUGUAAUACUCAAUAUACAGAGAUAUAUAGGGACUGCACUCUCAGGAAGUUCAGCCAGCCACCGGGAGAUGUGAUACUCCAUCUAGUGAGAUAUCUAGGGACGGCAACUCUCAGGAGGCUCGGCCAGCCACAGAGAGGUGUAACUUAGUCUUACUUCAUUCACUCAGAUAUCUGGCUCAGAGAACUACUGAUAGGUGUUCUUCACUUUUACUCCAUACACUGAUAGGACACAUCUGGAGACUGCCACCGCCAUCAUGCUCUGCCAGCCUCACGAAAGUUUACUGCGGACUGACCAUAUUAAGCAGAUAGUAGCUCAUAGUUCCUAUUAAAUACAAAAGGGAGCAAUAAACACCGAAUGAAGUGAAAUCUGAAUUCAGGCUAAAUUAUCAAGCUGUGACAAGAGCUGACUUAGUAAUGGGGAAUAAUUUCACAUCAGAUGUGUUUGGCUGGAUUGUUCAGUUUGGUUUUCAAAUCACUGCACUUCGGUCAGUAGACAGACAGACAGACAGACAUAAUGUAUGAGUGUGUAUGUAUGUUUCAAAAGUUCGCAUUAUAUUAUAGAGAGUGUAGAAUCCUAAACUAAUGUUCAAUGAUAUAGCUUGUGUAUAAACUGCAUUAUACUUUACAUUUAUACAAAGCAAGUAAGUGGCAAUAAAUGAUAGCUUUCUAUUCACACAUUUUUAUUUAUAAACAAUAAAUAUAUAAAGGAACAGCAUUGUUAGAAUUGUUUGAAAAUAGAGAUGGUAAGCCGCCAUGUUAUAUUUUAUAAUGAGUAGAUGAAAUCUGGCUUUGGGUCUGUAUUUUAAAUUAAAAGAGUCAUCCUAAACUUAGAGAUCUUCCCCUCGUGUAGGCAAAAUACAACUUUUAAAUUAAACUUAAACUGAGGAUAUUUGUAUCAUAAUGUUUACAGAUAGACUAAAUGGAAAACAUGGGGCUGGAUAAUGUGACUGGAGAGUUUGUGGAAUUCUCAAUAAUAUGUUUACACCUUAGUACAUAAUGCUCUCUAUAUAGAUCAAUAUCCACUGUAAGAAACAUACUCUGUCUGUGGGUCAAGAUCAUCAUUCUAACUGACAGGUUCCAAGACCUCAGCCAUGCAUAUUGUCAGGGUUUCUUCCUCAACUCACAUCCAUAUGUCAACAUGGUUGGUCCUCCAUUCUUUAUCUAUUGCCUGCUGGGUAAAUAGGCCCCCUCAUUACAUCUGCAGGGAUCAUCACAAUCUCAUAGCACCUGACUGCAGGUCACAAGGCAAGCCUAUUAUCAAAUCAAAUAACUCAGCCCAGGCAAUAGUGACUACUGCUGUCACAGAGUUGAAAAGGCUGUAUUUACUAGAAAUGACUGCAAUCUAUACACAUUCUAGAGUCCCACAUCUGAAAUAAGUGGCAGUAUUGGAUGCCUGGCUUAUCAAUGCUUGAUACAUUUACAUCAUUUUCAGAAUCUCACACAGAGGUGAAACUGUAACACUGUAUACAGACAGCAUUCUGUUUCUAUCUUCACUUGUAACGUUCUGUAAAUCGUCGAAUGUUAGAAAAUACAUAUUGACAUUAUUUUAAAUUGCAAGACAUAGAAUCAUAACAGCCACGAUUAAUGUUCUAAUUAUGAAAUAAACUAUAAAAAUAGAAUAUUAGGUGCCACGACCAUUAGAAACAGAAAUAUAACUAUUGCAAACAGAAUAUUGCCAGCCACAUGUAUUAAGAUUAAAUGAAAACACAGAAUUUGAAAAGAUAAAAUGAAAACACUAUAUGCUUUCACAAGACACACACUGACUUUAAAAUGAAAUAUUAAUAUUAAACAUUGCUAGCCAGAAAUAAUGAUAUGUUUGUUAAACUUUUUUUUUUUUUAAUUGCUUGGAUUCACUUUGAAAAGUUUCAAUCAGUAAGUACUUUCUAUGCAAUCAAAUUACAUCUGUCCAACCACAGUUAUCACAAUCUGUGGAUUACAUUUCACAUUUUGUAUAAAAAAAAAUAAAAAAAUAUUUUCAUAUAUACUUUUGACUUAUAAAAUAUUGUAUUUUUAAACAGGGCAAAAAGCUUAAAGUUAACCAUUAUAAAUAGUCAAUUAAAAUACAGAUAUGUUUAGUUUUAAAACCGAUAUGUUUUCAUUAAUCAUUUCACAUCUCCUUUAUAGAUGCUAUUAAUUGGAAUUAUUGUUAAUUAAACUAAUAUUUAUUAUUCCAACGUAACUGCCUAAUAAAUUUUGCUAAGAUUCUGAUAAGGAUUUAAAUACUUUGGUAAUUAAUAAUGACAGUUCAUAGAAUUGAACACAAUUCAAUAAGCUAUGAACCAGAAAUUAAUAAACAAAUAAUGUACAAAGAUUAAUAAUACAUAUUUUUUUUUGUAUUUUUUUUUUUUUUUAAAUAUGCGGAUAAAAGUGGCGUCUAUAUGAAGUCAGUCUGGCCCACUGACACGAGUUUUGAUAUGGUAAAUAUAAAUUGUAACUUUUAAUCUCCACUGUAAUGAAAAUAUAGCAUAGCUCUUAUAAUCUAUAUAUUACAUGUGACCGGAUAGACUCCUAAUGAUGGGUAGUUAUAUUAUAUGAUCACAAUAAUACACAAAGCUACCUCUGUGUAUCCUAAUUACCCAUUCAGCCUGAAUUCAGAACCCAUUGUUACAGAACUUUUAAUUCAAUAUAUAAAUGAAAUGGGUAUUAGCUACUAAUUCCAAUUUACCCUACACUGAUUUAAUUAGCUCCAUCUAUUACAUACAUGUAUAGAAUUAUUCUUAUGAAAAUGUAGUGAAAUGCGUGUCUGUAUACAGUUGUGCGUGUGUGUGUAUGCAUAUUUAUUAUUUUGUGUGUAUCUGUGAGUGUGUUUAUAAAUGUAAAUUAAUCUCUAUUAUUGAACAGUAGCCUGCAGCAAUAAUUAUAAUUGUUAGUAAAGUCAAUUACGUUGAUGGCAAUCUUUCCUGUAAAUGGCAUAUUGAAAAAUCAUUGUAAACAACCCAUUAUAACACUGACCCUAAUAAAGGCUGAUUCAAUGCGUUACAUAACUCCAUGAUGGUUAUAUCGACUCUAAGCUUGGAUUUAUAUAAACUCACUGGGAUUCACAUAUUUAACCAAUAACGGGCCUAUAGCUAGUAUCAUAUAUAACCCACAAUGGACCUAUAAUCAAUUACUCAUAUUUAUUACCAAUGGAUUAAUAAUCAAGAGCUCAUAUUUAUAACCAAUGGAUUAAUAAUCAAUUACUUAUAUUUAUAUAACACAAUGGAUUUAAAAUAAACAAAUUAUUAAAGAAAAAUGAGAAAACGAAAGAAACAAAAUUGCUCAAUGGAAUUGUUAAUUUGAAGGGUCAUUUUAAUAAUAAAUUAAAUUGACUUGAAAAUGUGUGCAGUCUAAUGAAAACUUUAAAAAAAUAGAAAUUAAUUUAUAAAAAACAAACAAAAAAAUAUAAUUCAAAAUAAUUGAUCCGAUUAAUUCCCAAAUCCUUUCCUGUUAUCUGACACGUUACUGUGAAAGCCUAGCUAUGUGAAUUAUCCCAUAUGGAUUGGCAGAACUUGGCAUAUAAACUAGGAUAUAAAACAGGCUAUUUAAUAAAGAAAAAUGGUGGGACAUUGGCAAAAAAAAUAAAAAAUAAAAAUAAAAACCAACAAAACUAAGAUUACAGGCGAAGACAAUUAAACUAGAAAAUUAAUUGAGUUGGGGAUCUUUUUAACUGACCAUUUUAUAUCCCCUUGUUAUGUCUCCACAAUGUUUAGUUUUCGAAAGGAUCCCCAAAGCAGAUUAAAUUGAGGGAUAUUUGAUAAAAAGAAUCACAUGGUGAAAAACCUUCGCUUUUAGUUAAGUCAACAAUCGAGUAUAACAUUGUAUAUCUUUCUACAAAGACAACAUAUAUAACAACAUAUAUCACUGAUUAAUAUUCUAAUGAAUGUCUUUCCAUAAAAGGGCCAUGUAGAAUGCCCUUAUCAAUAUAUAUCAUUCUCCAAAGACAAGGGGCAUACUUAUUAUUAUUAUUAUUAUUAUUAUUAUUUAACUUCUAUAAAUAAAACGCAUUAUAUUCUGAUGGUAUUAUUGAAUAAUUCAUUAUAGAAUCUCAAAGUUUAGAAUAUUAUAGAUCAGCUAGAAAAGCAGAUUGGGCCUAAAAUUUGCAAUUUCUUAAAUUUUUCAUAAUUCACUAUUUAGUGAAUAACUACCCAUUUUGUAGUUUGAUGGGAAAAGUAACUGAAAUAUUCCUCUCAGAUGAUCCAGCAUUUCUGUCUUAAUAUCAGAUAAUUAUUAAUACUUAAAUAAUUAUUACUCAUCUCUGCAAAUACCAAGGGCAUAUCUACUAAAUGGUGACUUUUGGCAAAUUGAGCAAAGAAACUGUCUCGAAAUAGAAAUAAAAACAUAUGUAGCUUUCCUAAAUUUGAGCUAAUUCUCGACUCUCCAAUGCCAAAAUAUAUUUUGUGUAAAGCCCAUCCCUAUCACUGUUUACUGCAUGACUUGUAAAAACCAUCGGGGUGUAUUCAUUAACGAUGAAUUGUAUCGAAUUGUAAACCGAACUACAACAUAUUGACCGAAAUAAUAAAAUUCCCUAGCUCGGUUAGUGUCACUAGCUGGUGUUUGGUUUUAUUGUCCUGUUAUGUUCAAUAAAUCAGGUAAACAACCCAUUCUGAAGCUAUAGGGGGGGAGGGGGGUAACACCUAGGUCUUCUGAGUGUUAUUGCCAGCCUUGGAGAUAUCUGCAUUAAGUUAUGGGUGAUAUAUUUCUCUGUGAUAGUAGAAUCAAUCUAUCCCCAGAUUUCAGUCACUCCAAACGGUGGUUGUGAGUGAUGGGAAUUACGAUUAACUAUAGCUGUUGAUGUCCUGAUUGCAAGAACAUAUCCGUGGCAAAAGAUAGCCCCCAACUAUUCUAGUGCUACCACUCCCAUCAUGCGUUACCAGCUCUAAGGCAUCCCCUCUUGGGAGUUGUAAUCAGAGUAGACCUUGGAGGUUUAGUAUGAUUACAAAAUGUGUGGUUUGUUACAAUGAAUGCAACUCUCAGCAAGCAGACCUAGGAUGGAUGUGAGUGACAGGGGUUGCACUUUCUAAUUUGUAGAGUCUCCUUGCAGCCCCAUGUUCUGAAGGCUGUCUGUCCAUUCUUUUAAAUGGAGAGGAGAUAAUGGAAACCCACCAUUUUGGGGCAAAGUUCUAAACGUGGAGCAAUCAGGGGCAACGUUCUAUUGGUUUCCAUGGUGAUUGUUCCACAUUUAGAACGUUGUCUCAGUGUCCCAAAGCCUUACACGCCAACUGCUCUGCGACUGUAAGGCUAAGCAUAGUGGGGGUUUAGUUCCCAGCAAUGCCCGAUAUCACCGAUAUGUCUGUAUGUUAUAAGGCUGUCUAGGGGCUGAUGGGCUGCUAGUUAUGUAAUUUUACUGACAAAGAAUGACCUUAGAUGAUGAGAGUUGUAAUCCAAAACAAAAGUUGCUUAUUGUAAAAAGCCUGUAAAUCAUAGUCAUUAAUAAACGUUUUGUUUGAAUUAUUGUUUAUUUUAUAAUUUAUUUCUCUUUAAGGGAGAAUAACGAAAACUCAAACUCGAACAGUCACAACGCGUUAUCGUCAUCCAUGAAUGGCAGUAAAACGGUUUUGGGAAGUUCAGAUGAUGACAAAACUCCAUCCGGGACCCCAGAUCACACCUCGUCCAGCCCGGGCUUACUGCUCAGCUCCUCCAACCCUGGGCUCCAGGCUCUCCAUGGGAUGGGCCACCCUCAGGGACCCAGUGCCAUCCCAGUGCCAGGGGCUGACGUCAUGCACCACCACACUUUGCAAGACUCAAUUCUCAACCCAAUGUCCUCCAACCUGGUAGACCUGGGCUCCUAAAACUCAGAACAAUAUUUAAGACACCUAAGAGAAAUCCCCCCACCUGUGGACCCUUACUCCACUCAAGGAUGGAUAAUCUGAUAGACUUGUUUGAAGGUACUGUAGACCACAUUACCUGUGCCACUUGGGACUGGAAAGACUUAACCGAGAUGUUUUUAUUUUCACCAUAUAAACAAUGAACCCAAAGUAUUACACAAAGGGCCAUGCAAUGUAUUAACCCUUGAAGUGACAGAGGGGUGAGUAACAUGGUAGAAUUCUCAAUGGUAUUCACAUCAAUCCAAAUCAUGACAACAACAGGUCAUAUCUUUAUGCAAGAGUUCCUGCAGGUACCUGACUUUUGAUGAAUUAUUUCAAUCCAAUAAAAUAAGACUAUAACUUUGAAUGACUGUUCUUAGGUUAUCAAUACACUCGUAAAGGCACGUUGAUAGUGUUACAUCAUAUGGCUAUAAAUAUAUCUAUCUAUGUAAAAGCCAAUAGUGCUAGGCCCUUGCUACCAGAAAUAUACAGACAGUUCCAGUAAUUAAUUAGUGAUGGGUCGUGCUAAUCCCCAGGACAAUCUCUACAACAGAACUUUCCUUUAACCAUUUCAGUGCCUCGGAGAGGGGGGUUGGUCACUCCUCAAGCACUGGAAAGUUAACCCCUUAAUCACCACUCAGGGUGAAAGAAACAGAUAUUUUGCAAUUGUUACAUAUUUGUUGAUAAGGUCAUCUGGCCAUUUUUUUUGGUUUUUUUGUUUCAUGUUUAUAUUAUGUGAAUAAACCCUUUGGAAAAUAUCCUUGCUUUUAUUUUAUAAUAAAAAAAGAGAAAUAAUGAAAAUAGAAAAAGUG
Pelobates cultripes (western spadefoot toad) is the source of this 8027-nucleotide messenger RNA. NCBI's taxonomy places the organism in Eukaryota, Metazoa, Chordata, Amphibia, Anura, Pelobatidae. The record is from the annotation of a GenBank genome assembly.